GGCGAUUGCGUUGAAAAUGGUGGGCUCUUUGUACUUUCACUCAUUGCCCAUUGAAACUUCCUCGAAACAAAAUCUUGUAGGUGAUUUAGAAGAAUUGCCCUCAUGAGAAAAAACUCAUUUACUUCUAAUUAGUACAUUUCCGCGUCUAGUAGUAGAAAAGAAAACGGUGGGUUCAUUGUAGUUUUCUCGAAUGUACAAAAUCUUAUAGGUGGUUUGAUUCUGAUCACCUAUAAAGCCUUCGCCCAAGUUUUACACUUUUUUUUUUUUUAUAGCUUUCCUCUUUCUCUGCGAUUCCUCUAUUUCUUUUUUACCAAACAAAAUAGAGCGGCUAUUGUGCUUGUUAAAAUGGCUUCUACUUCAUCUUUAGGCUUCUCCUCUAAAACUACCUACGAUGUUUUCCUUAGUUUUAGUGGUAUUGAUACUCGUUCAAAUUUUACUGAUCAUCUUCAUGUUGCUCUGCGCCGGAGAAGUCUUACAACAUUCAUAGACGAUGUUCUUGAGAGAGGAGAAGGGAUCUCGCCAGCGCUCAUGAAAGCGAUUGAAGAAUCCAUGAUUUCAGUAGUGAUUUUGUUCGAAAAUUAUGCGUCCUCUCGGUGGUGCCUAGAUGAACUAGUGAAGAUAAUUGACUGCAAGAAAGGAAUGGGGCGAAAGGUCUUACCCAUUUUCUACCAUGUGGAUCCUUCUGACGUUAGAAAACAGACUGGGAAAUUUGGGGAAGCAUUUGGGAAAGUUAAAGAAAAAUUUAAGCAGCGCUUGGACAUUGUGGAGAAGUGGAGCACUGCUUUGAUGGAAGCAGCCAAUCUAUCUGGAUGGGAUUCCAAAAACUACAGGCUUGAAUCGAAAUUAAUUGACAAAGUUGUCAACCAAAUCAUGAAGAAACUGUAUCCCAUCUCCUUUAGUGCUUGUCAUGGUUUAGUUGGGAUUGAUGCUCACGUCAACAAAAUUCUACCAUUAUUAUGUAUUGAGACAGCAGAUGUUCGUUUUAUAGGAAUUUGGGGAAUGGGCGGCAUAGGAAAGACAACCACUACUGAUGUUCUUUUUAGUCAAAUUUCUGAUGAAUUUGAUGUUUGCUACUUUCUAAGUAAUGUUGGGGAAAAUGCAGAAAAGAAUGAAUUACUGCAUUUACGACAAAAACUUUUUUCCGAACUUGUAGGGGACAAACUUUUAAGCAUACAAAUGCUCCAUGUGCUUCCCACUAUUGUUCUGGAUAUACUUAGAAGAAAGAAGGUUUUCAUUGUUCUCGAUGAUGUCAAUGAUUCAGAGCAGUUAGAGGCUUUAGCUGGAUAUCAUGGUUGGUAUGGUUCAGGAAGCAGAGUCAUAGUAACAAGCAGAGACAAAGAAGUACUUGUUGGUGGAGUUGAUCAAAUAUAUAAGGUUGAGGGAUUAAAUUAUUGUGAUGCUCUUCAAUUAUUGAGUGUGAAAGCCUUUAAACAAGAGCAUCCUCCAGAGGAGUUUAUGAAGUUCGCAGAAAGGGUGGUAAACUAUGCUAAAGGUGUUCCUUUAGCCCUAAAAGUUUUGGGUUCACAUCUAUGCAAAAGAUCUCCAAAGGAAUGGGAAAUUGUAUUGAAAGAACUAAAAAAAAUUCCGAUAUCCAAAAUUCAUAAAAUAUUAAAAAUAAGUUUUGAUUCGCUAGAGCAAACAGAAAAGGCUGUAUUUCUUGAUAUAGCAUGCUUUUUCAAGGGCCAAGAUAAAGACUGUGUAGAAGAUAUACUAGACGGAUGUGAUCUUACUCCAAGUUUGGGAAUAAUUCGUUUAGUGGAAAAGUGCCUCGUAAUUGUUGUUAAUAAUAAGUUAGAGAUGCAUGAUUUGAUACAAGAAAUGGUUCAACAUAUUGCUCGGCAUGAACAUAGUAGAUUAUGGGAAUUCACAAAAAUUUGUGAUAUCUUAGCAACUGAGAAGGUGAACAAAGCAGUGGAAGGGAUAUGCUUGGAUACUUCUAAAAUGGGAAUGACAUGCUUGAAUUCUGCAACCUUCUCACAAAUGCCUAACUUAAGAUUACUCAAAUUUUUUAGGCAUUCAAAUAAAAAGGACUCAACUCCUGAAACCUUCAUACUUGAAUCUGCUUAAAAGAAUCAUCUGCAGAAUCUUCCUAACAAGUUGAGUUUACUACAUUGGGAGGAAUAUCCUUACAGUUCUCUGCCUUUAUGUUUUUCCAUGGAGAACCUUGUUUUACUCAAUUUGGAAGAUAGCGACGUUAAACGACUUUGGCAUGGAGAUCAGUGUCCUCAAAAGUUGAAGUAUCUCUAUCUUUCUGGAUCGAAGAAACUAGCCACCCUCCCAAAUCUCUCCUCGGCUACAAACUUAGAGCGAAUAGAUCUUAAGGCGUGUGAGAGUUUGCUUGAGAUUCCCUCUUCAAUUCAGUUUCUCCACAAACUUAAUUAUCUUAAUCUUGAUGACUGCAUAAAUCUAAGGAAUCUUCCCAGUCUCCUUCAUUUGAAAAAUCUGAAGGAACUUUCUCUGUCUUUCUGCAUAAAUUUGAAGAAAAUGUCAGAAAUUCCGAGUGGUAUUAAACAGUUAGAUCUAAUAUGCUGUGGAGCGGAAGAAUGGUCCGCAUCUGUUCAAUCUUUCGACACUCUUAAAUACAUGCAUAUCUCGAUGUGCAAAAACCUUAGAGGCCUUCCAAGCAGUUUGCAUUUGACUUCUGUUGAGACACUUAAACUCUUCAGAUGUUCAAAUUUAAACAAGUUCCCUAAUGUUACUGGAUAUCUAAAAAGAAUACUGUUAGAAGAGGUCGCAAUAGAAGAAUUACCCUCAACCAUCGGAUGUCUCUUUUCACUUGUUGAGUUGAAACUGGAGAAGUGCAAUAAGCUAGAGAGUCUCCCAGGCAGCAUUUGUGAGUUGAAAUGCCUUGAAGGGCUUUUUCUUAGGGGCUGCUCAAAACUUGGUAGAUUGCCUUCGUUAUGUGGUUUGUGCUCUUUAACACAUUUAUAUCUAGAUGACACUGCAGUUUCAGAAAUCCCCAGCGACAUUUUCUCUUUAUCAUCUCUAAGAUUAUUGAGUUUAAACAACUGCAAAAGACUCCAACAUUUACCAGAGCUUCCAGAGCGAACAACAGUGCUCCAAGCGUUUAAUUGUACAUCACUAGAAACUGUGAAAUCACCUUUGCCCUUCGCACUUGUACCAAAGUGCAAUGGUUGCAGGAGGCAAAAAGGAAUAUUCAAUUAUUGCAAUUGCUUCAAUUUGGAGCAUAAUACACUUGGCAACAUUUUGACAAAUGCACGACUGAGAAUUGAAGAAAAGUUUGGUUUUUCAGAAUUUAUUGAUAGUUUUCUUGUUGGUUUACCUGGAACUGAAAUUCCAGAAUGGUUCAGCUAUGAGAACCUAGGAUCUUCAAUAGCUUUUGUGUUCCCUCCCAAAUGCAUUAAUGCUAAGUACCUAUAUUUGGCUUUUUGUGUUGUUCUAGAAUUCAAGGUUCCUCUUGCUAUGGAAAAGUACAAUAAUUUCGUGCUUGCAUGUGAAUUGCAUCUGAAAAAUGCUGAUGGCAAUGAAGUGCCCUUAAUAAUGGUUGCUCCUAAGAUUUAUCAUGAUAAUGUGCAUUUCGGGGCCGCCAUUGAAUCAGAUCAUGUGUUCCUUUGGCACAAUCGUUACUGUAUUAAACGAUGGCUCAAACACAAUUGUUCUGACGUCAACAAGCUUUCGAUUGAGUCUGAGUUCAAAGUAGACAAUUUGCAUAAAGGUAAUGCAAGGCAUAUUGAUUUAGUAGAAUCAAAGGUGAAAAGAUGUGGAAUCCACUUGUUAUAUGCUUUCAAGGAUGAGGAGUACCAAUGCAGCCCCAGCACAAUCCAAACCAAGCUCUCUUUGCAAUAUUCAUCAGCCGUUUCUAAUUUUAUGCAACAAGUGAGAGGAAACACUGGGUUUUUGAAUGGCUUUUGUUUUAUUCUUUCGUGCAGUUUUUGGUUACUCUCCUUUUGGGUGCUGAAGAGUUUUGGUUCUGCGUCCUUGUUUUAGGCUAUUUGGUCAGCGGCUGCUCUUUAUUUUUUACUGGUUUCGGCUCCUCUUUGGUGGAUCCGGUUUUGAUAAUUUGAUCUCUGCAUUCAGCUUGUUUCGGGUUUCCAUUGCUGUACUGCAGUUGCUUUUUGUCUCUGCUUACUGUUUACUCUCGGAUGGGGUUGCUGAUGCUUUUCUUAGUCUCUGUUGUUCGUGCUUUGUUGUUCAGUCUAUCUUUUGGUUCUGCUGUGGUCUAGCAAUUCUGGUUUUUUGCUGUUUGUGCUUUUUGUUCAAUCUAUCAUUUGGUUCUGCUUUAA
Messenger RNA from Hevea brasiliensis (rubber tree), 4244 nucleotides. Its product is annotated as disease resistance protein RPV1. The record is from RefSeq and is a predicted model, not a curated record. Lineage: Eukaryota; Viridiplantae; Streptophyta; Magnoliopsida; Malpighiales; Euphorbiaceae. Gene Ontology annotation, molecular function: ADP binding. The transcript is spliced from 5 exons. Gene Ontology annotation, biological process: defense response; signal transduction.